Coregonus clupeaformis (lake whitefish) is the source of this 3755-nucleotide messenger RNA. Its product is annotated as phosphatidylinositol transfer protein beta isoform. The transcript is spliced from 12 exons. Gene Ontology annotation, biological process: phospholipid transport. Gene Ontology annotation, molecular function: phosphatidylcholine binding; phosphatidylinositol binding; phosphatidylinositol transfer activity. Lineage: Eukaryota; Metazoa; Chordata; Actinopteri; Salmoniformes; Salmonidae. The coding region runs from base 45 to 860 and encodes 271 amino acids. The record is from RefSeq and is a predicted model, not a curated record. Gene Ontology annotation, cellular component: cytoplasm.
CAUGACGUCAGUGGUAGUACGCAGCCGCAGCCGAAAAAGUGACGAUGGUCCUGAUCAAGGAAUACCGUGUGGUGUUACCCUGUACUGUGGAGGAGUAUCAAGUGGGACAGUUGUACUCAGUAGCACAGGCCAGUAAGAAUGAGACGGGUGGAGGAGAGGGCAUCGAGGUCCUCAAGAAUGAACCCUAUGAGAAGGAGGGCGAGAAAGGACAGUACACACACAAAAUCUACCAUCUGAAGAGUAAAGUCCCUGCGUUUGUCAAGAUGAUUGCUCCUGAGGGCUCCCUGGUCUUCCAUGAAAAGGCCUGGAACGCUUACCCUUACUGCCGAACCAUUGUAACGAAUGAGUAUAUGAAAGAUGACUUCAUCAUUAAGAUUGAGACAUGGCACAAACCUGACCUUGGCACAGUAGAAAACGUGCACAAGCUGGACGCGCCCACAUGGAAGAGUGUGGAGGUGGUGCCCAUUGACAUUGCAGAUGGAGAACAAGUGGCCCCUGCUGACUACAAGGCAGAGGAGGAUCCUGCUCUGUUCAAGUCAGCUAAGACUGGGAGAGGGCCCCUGGGACCUAAUUGGAAGAAGGAGCUGGUUAGUAAGGCUGAUUGCCCGAGGAUGUGUGCCUACAAACUGGUCACGGUCAAGUUCAAGUGGUGGGGCCUGCAGAACAAGGUGGAGAGCUUUAUUCACAAGCAAGAGAAGCGUAUCUUCACUAACUUCCAUCGCCAGCUGUUCUGUUGGAUCGACAAGUGGGUGGAGCUGACUAUGGAAGACAUCAGGCGGAUGGAGUCGGAGACACAAAAGGAGCUGGAGGAGAUGCGUAGGAAGGGCUCUGUGCGAGGCACGAAGGCUUCAGACGAGUAGCUGCUCCAGGUGUAGGUCUGAGGGAGGGUGUCUUCGCAAACACGGUGAUGUACGGGGAACCAGUGCUGCCGAUGCUGAAUGAGACGGAGGAGGGUUUUGAACAGCGAUGAAGAGUGAAGGUGGUGAUGAAGAAUGUGAAGCGGGCUCCCUGUGUUCUACCUUUACCUUACUGAUUCAGGAUGUGGAGGAUGAGGGCUCUGCUCCACUCGAUCAAUAGACCAGCACCCUGACCUACCGGCACCCAAUCAUAGACAUUCUAUCCACAGAAUAAAUAAUUUAUAGAAAGUGACACGAUCCUAGCUGAUAAGGCUCCAGUUAAUUUUGAUCACCUGGGCUAAAGACGAUAUCAAGCAACAAUGUCCUCAGUAAAGCCAGCUACCACCUCCAUGUUGUUGAAAGACUAGUCCCUCUAUCUUCUCUUGAUAGAUGCUUAGAGGGCUACUUGGUUGUUGAUAGAGAUGAAUAUUUUUUAAGCAUUUAAUUGGCAUGAUUGCAUUAUGGCAGGUGCUGGUCUAAGUAUUUUGUUAUUCCAGUCAAAGAGGAUCGUUCCUCUGUGGCCUGUUGCCUUUUUAGUUUACCUUUGUAUUCAUGAAUAUUUUCUCCAGAUCAUUCCUUUCAAGACAAUGUCCUCUCUCUCUUCUCUCCUCAGUCCUCUUCUAGCUGUUCAUAACACUGUGGUUUUCCAUUAGCUGGCGAGAGAGAGCCUGUCAGUGUUUUCUCCAUAUACAUGUCCCUUCCUGCCAUGGCCUUCAUUAAGAGAUUACUGACACCCUUGGCGCCUGUGCCUAUCCUAAUCUCUCCCUCUGCACUGCAUUUUAUUAACGCCAACAAUCUUGUCCACACAGGUAUUUCACUCUCACUCCAAUGCAAAUUAACACAAACACACACAGUACACACAAGCACAAACACGCACGUGUAAACACAAGCACGCACACACACACACUCACAGGUGUGAAUGCCUUUGCGGUGACUGAUCUGGCCCAAGCUCACACUGGGCAGAUCCGUGCAGGCGCCUUCAAGUGAAGGGAAGUGUCUGUUGGAGUGUUUGGCGCUCUCGCUGUUUUUCCCACACUCCCCAUCCUCCACACGCUCACUCACACUGCUCCUCCCUAGCGGAUGUCCCUAGAGAGAAACCGCACUGAAAAACAGUCACAGAUGGUGCUACACCCCUCCAGUCUCUGUCACGCACUGCUCACCCCACCCUGCUCCCCACCACACCACCACCACAGUAGCCUGCCUGUCUGCCUGCCUUAUUUCUGUGGUUCUCUGGUACGGAAUUAUGCUGCUGGUCGUAUCCUGCUGAGCAGGGGCAGCAGGUAGACACACACCCAGCACCACCCCGGCCCACACCAGGCCACCACCCCGGCCCACACCCAGCACCACCCCGGCCCACACCAGGCCACCACCCCGGCCCACACCAGGCCACCACCCCGGCCCAUACAAGGCCUCUCCUGACUGGGCCUGUUUACAGAGAGAGCAGCUUCACUCUCUACUCAGCCCUACUCACUCAGCACCACGCUGUGCCUUACUGUACCCAUACUUCCACAUUACAUACUGUACCUCCACUCUGUCAGCUACCCCUCUACCUCCCCUUCCCCAGACUGGGGGUCUGCCUUUGGGAGCUAGCUAGCACCACCAUGCCUUUCCUUCUGGCUCCACACUGGCACCAGUUGGUCUUUUAGGCUUUACUACUGGGACAUUGAUCAGCAGGGUAUUCAUCCAUUGUAGAGAGGGGGUUAGAUGAGAGGCUUGAUCAGUUUGCAAUGACUUUAUGAACUCUUUUUUUUAACUGAACCUCACUAAGUUCUCAAGGUCCUUUUACAUAUGGCACUAAUGUACUGUAUGUUUGUUCUAUGGGCUGUGGUGUGGUGAUUAUUCCCUGCAGUGAGACUGUACUGAUUUAGACGCGACUCCCCAGCAGCAAGCCAGUCAGACAGUGCCAUGCUAAAGCCUGAAUGCUGCUCUGUGUGUUUAAGCACAUAAGUGCCUUCAUGUUAGUGUGUGCAUGUCAGUGUGCUUGUGGGACAAUAAAGAAUCAUGUGUAUCAUAACUUGUCAUUCAACUUCAGCCAUUCUGCCUUUUUUUUAUAAACAGACACUCUUGCUGCCAAGACAGGUGGAAUAUUUUUUAUGAAGAGCUCAGUCUUGAUAGUAUAUUUUUAUAUUGUGUAAGCCUCACAGGGGGAUUGUGAGAACCUUCUCAGUUAUGGGUUUAGUGCUCACCCAAAGACAAUGAAUGGAUCUGGGUGAUAUCAUUUGUUUACAUGCGUUGUUCCACCCUAGCUCAACCACACACUGCCCAGGGGCAAUACUGACUCACCAGCAGAUAGACAACAAAGAUGGCUGAACUCUCCUGUACCCCAUAACUGAGAGGAGAUAUCAUGAGUACCCGUGUCAGUCACUGACAGGACAUGAAAAGUCAAGGACAUAAUGGGACUGAUGAAGUCCAGAUUUCCCAUCAAUUACUAUUUGCAGUCAAAGAAACCGUCUGUAAGAGAAGAGUGUUGAGUAUGAUCAAUGCCUUAAGGUCUGUCUACAGCCUCUUGCUUGUAUUGAAUAGAACGCUUAUGAUAACUUAUGAUGCAACCGAGCUUGUGUAUCAGAGGACAAUGGUUUACGAUCUGUACUAUAGAGACAAUGAUGUGAGGAAAGGACAGAGUGGAGGUAGUCUUUACAAGAAAAACUGUACAGUAUGAUCAUGAUUUAUUAAAUAUACUGUUACAUUUCUAGAAGAAUAAAAAAAAUGCUUUUAAAUGUUUCUGAUCAUCUGUUGAAAUUCAGGGGACAUGGUAGUGAAUGAAUGUCAUUUUGUUUAGCCUUUUCUGUCUAGAUCUUUGUGCCACGGAAAGUCUACACAACGUAUCUAAAUACCUAAUAAAUUUCAACACAAAAUCGA